Paramecium tetraurelia is the source of this 1149-nucleotide messenger RNA. RefSeq lists its product as uncharacterized. The transcript is spliced from 2 exons. The record is from RefSeq and is a predicted model, not a curated record. Lineage: Eukaryota; Ciliophora; Oligohymenophorea; Peniculida; Parameciidae.
AUGGUGAUAUUUUUAUGGUGCAAUGGUUAUUUAAUAAAUAAUGAAUUUAGAGUCUUCCUUGUCAGGAGAAGAGAUGAAUUAAAACUUAGUUAUGUAAAAUUUAUAAUAAAGGAAUACAUAAUUUAGGAAUCGAACUUAUUUUAAUUAAAAGGGAAUUAAGAAUUUCUAAGAAUAUUUUCAAGCUUAAAACUUUUAAAUUUGCUGUAGGGUUCAUUUUAACUUUGUAGGCGCUUGAAUACACAUCUAUUAUAAUUGAUUAAUAAUUAUGUCAGUAAAAGGGAAAAUAAUUAAUGCAAAUAUAAAAUAUAUACUAUUAUUCAUAUAAACUUCAAUACUGAAUCAAAGGCAAGAAAAAUCUAUUCAAAUGAAUCGUGGAAUAUAGUUGAUGAUUCUUUCUAAAGUUUUAUGCUAAUUCAAUAUUUGGAUUAAUAAAAUAGGAUUGCUAAGAAGAAAUUAAAAUAAAAAGAAGGUAAUUUUGUAGUAUGGAAUUACUCUUAAAUGUAUAUUCAAAUAAGACAAUAAAAUCCAGCAUAUCUUAUUGGGUUAAUGAUCAAUCAUUAUAAUUGUUAUCUCAAUAUUAUUGACAGGAUAUUAAAUUAACAAUUUGAAACUAAAAUUAUAGUGACGGGAAAGGCCAAUAUUAUUAUAGAUAAAUUAUAUAUUCAAUUGUAGUUUAGGAACUCAAAUCUACGUAUCUAUUCUGUUUUACUCACUAAUUAUAAAUAUCAAUAUAGUUACAAUUUUGUAUAUAUUCAAAAUGUAUUGAAAGAAUAGUAGUAUAAUAAAGGUAAUAGAAUAAUAUUAACCUCCAAAGAAGAAGAAUAUCAGAUGGGUUAGCAUUCGAUUAUAAUUAUCAACUUGAUUUUUAAUGAUUUUUAAUUGCUGCUUCAAUAUGGCUAACAUCAUAUUGUCAUAGUUGUAUAUUUAGAUUAGUUCUUCAUUGAAAAUGAUUGUCAACAUAAGAAUAUGAAAAAAGAAUUUAAAUUUUUGAGAGUAUCUUAAACUUAAAAAUCAAAUUCUAAUUACAAAAUAGAAAAAGAUAAUCAGGAUUUCUAAUUAUUCCUUCUUCUUUUGAGAAUACUUGAAGUAUUAAUUGACUUAAGUUUUGGAACCGAGACAAUUCUUUACAAAACAGAGUCAUAAAAGUGA